CCUCUGUCAGUCCGACACCAAUAGUCUGCAGCCGUAGAGAGAGAAAACAGAAAAGUGAUUUAUAUUAUAUUAUACACAGGGAAUAGGAGGAGAAAGAAAAGUUAGCAUGGACUGUGGUCUGAAAGGACAAAUUUAAGAAGUCACAAGUUCUUUCUUUCUUUUUUUCUUUCAUUCUUUCUUUCUUUCCUUCUCUCUCUCUCUCUCUCUCUCUCUCUCUCUCUCUCUCUCUUUCUUUCGUUCUCUGUCUUCAUCACUGUGGACACGGUGGCGAUGUGAUGCUCGCCUCUCUCGGGACUGGGCCUGCGGUGGUGAUGAUGGGUCGGCUGAGGAGAUGAGCAUCGGGCGGUGUGGGGUACCAGGGGCGUGAGAGGUGGUCUGGACCCUGAGGUAAGAGGGCCGAGGCUGCCUCAUGUGUUGGGCCUCCUCUGAAUUCUGGUCCCCCCCGACCGCCAUCCUCCCAGCAUCAGUGGGAUGUCCCAGGUGUGUCUCCCCUUGGCCUUGCUCAUGCUCUGCAGCUGCACUAAGGUUUCCUCUACUAACUCCUUGGAGCUUGUGAAAGAGAAGUGGAGCAGCUACAGGAACCAGUGCCUGGACUACCUCAACACCACGCCCCCAGCCACAGGGCUGGUGUGUAACAGGACAUUCGACCUGUACGCCUGCUGGCCUGAUGGACCCCCAGGAACCACCGUCAAUGUCUCCUGCCCAUGGUUCCUGCCAUGGCACCGUAAAGUUCAGCAGGGUCUGGUGUACAGAGUCUGCAGAGAAGACGGUCAGUGGGCAAAGAAGAAUACCAGCGAAUGUGAGGACGACCCCGGUGAGCAGCAGUAUGGACGCAUCCUCAGUCAGUUACGGAUCAUGUACACAGUCGGCUAUUCUCUCUCCCUGGGAGCUCUGCUACUGGCACUGGGAAUCCUCAUCACCUUCAGGAAGCUCCACUGUAUGAGGAACAACAUCCACAUGAACCUGUUUGCCUCCUUCAUCCUGAGAGCCAUGUCCAUCCUGGUGAAAGACGCCCUGCUCACCCUCACUCUGGACCCCAGGAGCAGCAGCGACACGCGGACACAUGCUUGGGCCGUGAUGUGGUGCCGUGGUGCCAUGGUGAUGAUGCAGUACAGCGUGAUGGCCAACAACUAUUGGCUGCUGGUGGAGGGCAUAUACCUGCACAGCCUGCUGGUCAUCACAGUGUUCAGCGAGAGGAAGUAUUUCUUCAUUUAUCUGGCCAUCGGCUGGGGUGCGCCGCUCAUCUUCGUGUUGCCGUGGAUCACAGUGAAAUAUCUGUAUGAGAACGAGGAGUGCUGGGAGAGGAAUAUUAACAUGGGAUAUUGGUGGAUCAUCCGCUCUCCUAUUCUGUUUGCUUAUCUGAUCAACUUCUUUAUUUUCAUCAGCAUCAUAAAGAUCCUGAUGUCUAAACUCAGAGCUCAUCAGAUGAGAUACACUGACUACAAGUUCAGACUUGCAAAGUCCACUCUGACUCUCAUCCCCCUGCUGGGGAUUCACGCCAUCCUCUUCACCUUCGUCAUCGACGAGUCGGUUCCCAAGGGCUCCAUGCUGCGUCUCAUCCGUCUGUUCUGUGACCUCCUGUUCAACUCCUUCCAGGGCCUGCUGGUCGCUAUUCUCUACUGCUUCGUCAACAAGGAGGUGCAGUCUGAGAUACUAAAAAAGUGGAAGAGGUGGAAGCUGGGUAAGGACAUUGAUGAGGAGUACCGCCACACCCACAGCCACACGCCCCAGGUCAAGAGUGGCAGCAUCGCUGCUGGCAAUCUGCCUGAUGACCCCAGCGGCGACUCACCCCGCCUUAACAAUACCAUCAGACACCCAUCAUGCGCCAUCGCACAGGAGGAAAACCGCCGCCUGGUCGUCUCCUACAGUAACGGGACGGGGAAGGGCCGGUCCACCAAGGGCAAACACUCCCUGCAGUUCUCUUUCCGGCCACGCCGCGGCCUCUGCAGCCAUGGUAGCACCACCAUAGAGGACGUUUGCCUGGAAGAGAGGGCGCACUGCCACCUGUACUCUCUGAAAGGAGAGGAGACCAAUGUCUGAGAACAAGCUGACGUCAGAGAAAUAAGGAAGUGACCUGUGGGGAUCAGGAGGUUAAUAUUUGCAUAAUGCUACAGGAAAUAUGUUUUCACCUGCCUGGCUGCCAAUUCAUAGUUAAUGGUUUUAAGGACCUUGGGCAAAAAAAUAAUUGAUGACUUCAAGCAUCAGGAAUAAUUUAGCUCUGUGAUGUAACAGUGUGUGUGUACGUGUUUGUAUGGUUUAAUUUCGGCCCUUUCACUCCGACCUUGUCCAAAUCUUUCCAUCUGUGCUGUUGUUGCCAUUGUGAAUCAUGCUUGUGUUGUGUAAGUGUUUGCAGCAACGCACGCUUGUGGUACUUUCCGACAAAAAAAAUAUGAAUUUGUUUUGUUUUAUCUUAUUUCUUUUUUUCUGGUUUUAUUUUGUGCCAAAUGUGGACGACAUUUUAAAUCCUGAUGCCUUGACACUAUAAUAAAGAAAGGAGUGAGCUAAUCACUAGGGACCACUGAUUACUUUUACACAGUGUUAGCCAUCAGCCUCAUAGCGGACGGACGCUGUCAUCUGGAUAUCUGAUAUUUAGCUUAAAGCCUACAAGAAAAUAAUUAUAGUACAAUAUUGUGCAUUUCACCUCGAUUGAGCGAAGCGUUAAAUCUAAUUCUUUCUUGUUUUGUUUCAGAGCUAUUCCUCUUUUUUAAACAGGUUCUCCUGUAUGAAUGUAUUCGACCAAUGGAGAAAUAUGUAACACUUAAACAAUGUGUUUAACUGUAUGUAUACUGGAGUCGCCCAGUGAUGAGACUUGAUUUUAAAAUAGUAUUCGCCUUCGCACCCACUCAGAAAGUUGGAUCAUCAUCAUCAUCAUCAUCAUCAUCAUCAUCAUCAUCAUCAUCAUCAUCAUCAUCUGGCUCCAUUCACCAUCCCUGCAGCUGCCCAUUUAGCUAGGUAUUCAGUAUUGUUUAGAAAUGGAGGCAGAGGGAGAAACAUUUGUUUUCUUUUGCACAGAACACGAGAUGCACUGAUGAGAGGAAUCCUUUUUAAAGUGAACAUGUUACAUUUCACAACAUAAUGUGAAUAUUCUGUGUUGAAAAGAGCACCACAUUGCCAAUGGAGGAACAGUUUCCUUUUUUGUAAUUCAUGACUAAAGAUGUGCCUCACGGCGCCACUUUCAUUACUUUCAUUUCAGGAAAAAAGAUAAAUCAGGUUUAGGAAAUUGAUAUUCAGUGAAGAAAUGGACUUGAUUGAAUUGUCAAUCGAUUUGAAAUCACAAUGGAGCCGAACAAGGAUUUUCACGAAUUCCUGAUAAAGUUCUAGAUCAAGCACGGAAAACAAAUGUUGUUUGAAGCGUAGCAGAGUGCACUGUAUAAUGUAAAUAUGAAUAAGAAGUGAAUACUAUAAAGACAGAGAGGGGGAUGGGUGGAGGGAUUCAUUGUUCUGUGUUUUUGCUCGCAGUCCAGGUGACUCAACGUUGAAAUUAAACAUGGCUAAUUACCUUGAGAAAAGACGAGAGUUUUUUUUGCAGAACCUGAUUGUGCCUCUCUCCUUUUAUUUGAACUGUUUUUAGAAUGAACGCGAAAGGUUUUACACAAAAAGCCAAAUUGUUGUGUCUCGUGUGUCUCUGUGGAUCCAAUUAAAGUGAAUUCUGUCA
Messenger RNA from Platichthys flesus (European flounder), 3655 nucleotides. It is a transcript of the gene gcgrb, whose product is annotated as glucagon receptor b. Gene Ontology annotation, biological process: cell surface receptor signaling pathway; adenylate cyclase-activating G protein-coupled receptor signaling pathway. Gene Ontology annotation, cellular component: plasma membrane. Bases 472 to 2040 code for a protein of 522 amino acids. Lineage: Eukaryota; Metazoa; Chordata; Actinopteri; Pleuronectiformes; Pleuronectidae. The record is from RefSeq and is a predicted model, not a curated record. The transcript has 14 exons. Gene Ontology annotation, molecular function: peptide hormone binding; gastric inhibitory peptide receptor activity; glucagon receptor activity.